Messenger RNA from Physcomitrium patens, 644 nucleotides. Its product is annotated as small ribosomal subunit protein eS25. NCBI's taxonomy places the organism in Eukaryota, Viridiplantae, Streptophyta, Bryopsida, Funariales, Funariaceae. The record is from RefSeq and is a predicted model, not a curated record.
CAGUUAGGGCAACAGCGCGCAGAAAGGAAGGCUCUCCUUUCAGCUCUCCCUCGCUGCGUCCUGCUCGCCCCUCCCCUCGAUAAUAAUAAUACAUCCCCCUUUCUGUCUCUGUUUCUCUCUCUCUUCUGCCCCACGCACCCCGUUCAUCUGCAUUAUGGCUCCUAAGAAGAAGGAGGCGCCUGCUGCCGCCAAGCCGGCCAAGAGCGGCGGCGGCAAGCAAAAGAAGAAGAAGUGGAGCAAGGGCAAGCAAAAGGAGAAGGUGAACAACAUGGUGCUGUUCGACCAGGGCACGUACGACAAGCUGCUGUCUGAGGUUCCGAAGUUCAAGCUGGUGACCCCUUCCGUGUUGUCUGACCGUCUGCGGAUUACUGGAUCGUUGGCAAGGAAGGCGAUCAAGGAGUUGAUGGCGAAGGGCACCAUCAGACUUGUUGCGGCUCAUGCCAACCAGCAGAUUUACACUAGAGCUACCAACACUUAGGUCCUCAACAACGAAGGACUUUAGGCAUCUAGUUGAUUUCAAUUUGUGCAUGUGAUAUCUCAUAGCUUGCAAAUGUUACAUGGUCCAGUUUCUCAUUCUCAUUUCAGGCACUGAGUUUCGAUGGUAAUUUAUUCAUGGAUAACGCUGAUGAUCGUGUCCUUUUCCA